AUGUCCCUUCGAGGUAAAGUAUACGCCGUAACAGGCGGUGCAAGCGGCAUCGGCCUUGCAACAGCCAAGAUUAUCUCAGAACGCGGGGGAACAGUCUGCAUUGCCGACGUGAACCAGGACGCCCUUAACGCAGCUGAAUCGUAUUUCGGCUCCAAAACACCGUGUGUUCCGUAUAGGGUCACCCAAGUUGACGUUUCGAACAAGCAACAAGUAAUAGACUGGAUUGCCGGCAUCAAGAAUACAUUCCAUCGCCUUGAUGGGGCAGCUAACAUUGCUGGCGUCAUUGGAAGAGACCAUGGAAUCAAGGCCGUGGCGGAACUGGAUGACGAUGAAUGGGACACUAUCAUCGGCGUGAAUUUGACAGGAAUGAUGUAUUGUCUACGAGCAGAGCUCAAGAAUAUCGCUGACGGUGGCUCGAUCGUCAAUAUGGCAUCCAUCCACGCGACGACCGGCGUUGCAAAUCAUGGUGCCUACGCUGCAAGCAAACAUGGCGUUUUAGGCCUAACUCGGGUCGCUGCCAAGGAGAAUGGCCAUCGCGAGGUCCGAGUUAAUGCUGUUGCCCCAGGGCCAAUCUAUACCGGGAUGAUGCAAAGCCAUUGGGACCGCAUGGGACGCCCAUCGGAUGCGCCGUUUGACGAUCCCAUUGCAUUCCGACGUCAGGGUACGCCUGAGGAGGUAGCGAAAGUGGUUGUGUUCUUGCUUAGUCCGGAGAGCUCCUUUCGAGUCACCAUGGCGGAUAUCGAGGAACGGCUGCGAAGCCACUCCGAUGCCUUUAGCGGCCUGAUGUCUUUGAUUCCUGCUAAAUACUACUAUGAGGAGGACCAUAGUGAUCAAUGGCAGCGCAAGAAACAGACAAAGGAAGAAGCCAAAAACGCCAAACUGGCAAAACUUGAUCCGGACUCUGCAAAAUCGGCGAAGGAUGUCAUGGAUGAGAAUGCGAGGAAACGGAAGCGGGAGGAGGGGAAUGAUAACGACGAAGAUAAUCAGAGCCAGUCUGCCGAAAGCGAUUUGGGUUCUGAGUUGCCCAAGGAAGGUCUAAAGCGAGGAGAACUCAAGAGCAAGAAGCAGAAACAAAUAGAUGCUGCCGCAGAGAAGGAUACUCAAGCGUCGAACCGGAACGCAGAAGCCGAAGAGCGACGAAAACUGAAAGCAGAGAAGAAUGCGGCGAAAAAGGCAGCUCAACGUGAAAAGAAAAAGGCCAAGCAGGCAGCGAAGUCUGAUAAGAAGCAAAACGAAGAAGACGAAAAGCUUGAGCCUGCUGAGUCAAAACCUACGCUCACACAAAAGAGUUCUUCGGAUACCAAGUCCGAGAAGAAACCUUCCGUAAAAGAGAAUGAUGCCGAGCAAGAAGAACUGGAGAUAGUCGAAGGAUUAGAUCUGGAAACGAAAGACUCUGCAUUAGAAACAAUAUCCACCACAUCCUCUAACCCAGGUUCGUCAACCUUCGAAAUGUCAAACAACAACUCCGGCACAUCCUCCACCUCCUCCAUCAUCCCACCCAGCGAGGCUCCUUCACAGACAAAACCCACCCUCAAACAACUCAAAACCACACCAGAUGAGCUCCGCCAAAGACUCCAAAAACGUCUCGACGAACUCCGCGCUGCCCGCCGCGCAGAUGGCCUCAAUGGUAAACCCGCACGAACAAGACAAGAACUCAUCGAAGCUCGACGGCGCAAAGCCGAAGAACGCAAACAACACAAAAAGGAAGUUCGGCGCAAGGCCAAGGAGGAAGAAGAGCAGAAAAGGGACGAGGAAAUGCAACGACGGUUUUCGCCCGGUGGCUCAGGUUCAUUGCUUGCUUCGCCUCGUUCGCCUGCUGAGUCGUUUACGUCUAAUUCCAACAAUAAUUUUGCGUUUGGACGAAUUGCAUUUCCGGAUGGGCAACAUGCUGAUCCUACUCUGUCAAAGCUUCUCGAUGACAAGUCGAAACAAGGCCCUCGCGAUCCUCUCGCCGCGCUCAAAAUUGCCGAAGCCAAAAAGACACGACUCUCAGGCCUUGAUGAGGAAAAGAGAGCCGAAAUCGAAGAAAAAGAUAUGUGGCUCAAUGCCAAGAAACGUGCUCACGGCGAACGAGUCCGCGACGAUACUUCCUUACUCAAAAAGGCACUGAAACGCAAGGAAUCAGCAAAGAAGAAAUCCGAGCGUGAAUGGAAUGAGCGCAUCGAGGGUGUUGCCAAGGGCAAGGAAUUCAGACAGCAGCGCCGCGAAGAUAACCUCCGCAAAAGGAAAGAAGAUCGUGGCUCUGGCGGUGGAGGCAAAAAGACCGGCGGAAAUAAUAAUAAAGGCAAAUCCAAAGCUAGGCCUGGGUUUGAAGGCAGCUUCAAAGCGAAGAAUGGCAGUGGGAAGAAGAAAUAA
Molecule: messenger RNA, 2355 nt
Organism: Talaromyces amestolkiae
Lineage: Eukaryota; Fungi; Ascomycota; Eurotiomycetes; Eurotiales; Trichocomaceae
Exons: 5
Coding region: 1-2355 (784 amino acids)
Biological process (GO): ribosomal large subunit biogenesis; ribosomal small subunit biogenesis
Cellular component (GO): nucleolus
Molecular function (GO): RNA binding; oxidoreductase activity; DNA binding
Source: RefSeq, a predicted model, not a curated record